This is a messenger RNA of Phoenix dactylifera (date palm), 1536 nucleotides long. Its product is annotated as esterase/lipase/thioesterase family protein. Gene Ontology annotation, molecular function: short-chain carboxylesterase activity; monoacylglycerol lipase activity. Lineage: Eukaryota; Viridiplantae; Streptophyta; Magnoliopsida; Arecales; Arecaceae. The record is from RefSeq and is a predicted model, not a curated record. Gene Ontology annotation, biological process: lipid metabolic process.
AUUGGUCCGUUGGAUUUCCCCACAUCCACCAUUGCCAGUUUGCCACCUAGCGAGACCAGGGCGAUGGCGGCUGCCACUCUCUCCACCCUCCCUCGCUCCUCUCCUCCUCCUCGCUCCUUGAUCCCCAUCAUGGCCUCCGCUUCCUCCGCCGCCGAUCCCAAGCUCAGCCAGAGCGGCCAUGGCCUCCGCCUCCCCGAGCCCCCGGAGGCCUCCCUUUCGUCGCUCGAGGUCGUCGGCGCUUGCCGCUCCCUGCUCUCCCGCUUCGCAAGCCUGCAACGCCCCUACAAGCCCUUCCCUUUCCUCGGGUGGAACCGCCACGUCGAGACAAUCUUCGCCGCCUUCUUCCGCUCCCUCCCCCGCGUCGCCCUCCGCCGGGAGUGCCUGAGGACACGGGACAACGGCGCCGUCGCCCUCGAUUGGGUCUCCGGCGACGAGCUGCAGCUGCCCAUUGAUUCCCCGGUUCUCAUUCUUCUGCCUGGGCUUACAGGAGGGAGUGAUGAUACGUACGUCAGACAUAUGCUUGUACGUGCUAGAAAUAGAGGAUGGCGUGUUGUUAUAUUCAAUAGUCGUGGCUGUGCAGAUAGUCCUGUUACAACUCCUCAGUUUUAUUCAGCCUCAUUUACAGAAGAUCUCUGCCAAGUAGUUGAUCAUGUUUCAACAUGCUAUCCUAAGUCAAAUAUAUAUGCGGUUGGGUGGUCUCUUGGAGCAAAUAUUCUAGUUCGCUAUCUUGGUCAGGAAUCUCGUAAUUGUCCUCUUUCUGGGGCAGUAUCCUUAUGUAAUCCUUUCAAUUUGGUAAUUGCAGAUGAGGACUUUCACAAGGGCUUCAAUAACAUAUAUGACAAAGCUCUUGCCAGAGCUCUGCAAAAAAUCUACAGAAAGCAUGCACUUCUUUUUGAAGGUCUUGGUGGUGAAUACAAUAUUCCCAUGGCUGCUAAUGCUAGGUCUGUCAGGGAGUUUGAUGAAGGAUUAACACGCGUUUCAUUUGGUUUCAAGUCAGUAGAUGAUUAUUAUUUCAACUCAAGCAGUUCAAGAUCCAUCGAGAAUGUCUGUAUACCUUUAUUGUGCAUACAGGCUGCCAAUGAUCCAAUCGCACCAUCAAGGGGAAUUCCUCGUGAAGAAAUCAAGGGAAACCCGCACUGCCUGCUAAUAGUUACUCCACAAGGUGGCCAUCUCGGUUGGGUAGCAGGGGAGGAGGCUCCAUUUGGAGCUCCUUGGACUGAUCCUGUGGUAAUGGAGUUCCUGGAGCAUCUUGAUAAAGAAAUUUCAGCCAGCAACAAAAGCAGCAGAAAUAUUCUACUGGAUGGUGUUCCGCAAACUUCACCAUCUCUGUCAGUACACAUACAAUGAUUAAAUCUAAUGACCAUGUAGCAUCUCCAUUCCAUGCAAUGACAUUUCACCAUGAUUGGAUUUCUAUCACAUGGUAGUGUCUGAAUUAUCGACAUGUAGAGAUCGCCCCAUAGAUGUAUAUCAAUCAUUUUUUCCCCAUCAUCCAUGAGCUAUCUGCCCAUUUGAAGUAAAAGAGAAGUUCGUAUACAA